AACAGAUUUCUAGUGAUGGUUAUUCGCGAUUUGUUAAGUUUAUGUGAAGUCGUCAAGGGAAAAGACAAUAAAGCUGUUAUUGCGAGCAACAUCAUGUAUGUUGUUGGACAAUAUUCAAGAUUCUUAAGAGCCCAUUGGAAGUUUCUAAAGACAGUUGUCCAUAAGUUGUUUGAAUUUAUGCAUGAGACGCAUCCUGGUGUUCAGGACAUGGCAUGCGACACAUUCUUAAAAAUUGUUAAAAAGUGCAAUCGAAGAUUCGUUAUUGCUCAGGUUGGAGAAAGUGAGCCAUUUGUAUCUGAACUUCUAUCAAGCCUUACUACAAUCGUUGGAGAUCUUGAGCCUCAUCAGAUUCACACAUUUUAUGAAACUGUUGGUACUAUGAUCCAGUCAGAAUCAGAUGCUCAGAAGAGGGGUGAAUACCUCCAGAGGUUGAUGGCUCUCCCGAAUCAGAAAUGGGGAGAAAUUAUAGGACAAGCCCGCCAUAGUGCAGAUAUCCUCAAGGACCCAGAUGUGAUACGUACUGUGCUUAAUAUCCUCCAGACAAAUACACGGGUUGCAACUUCACUUGGAACAAACUUCUUAUCUCAAAUUUCGUUGAUCUACUUGGAUAUGCUGAAUGUUUACAGAAUGUAUAGUGAACUUGUGUCAAGCAGCAUUGCUAAUGGAGGCCCAUAUGCAUCAAGAACAUCUCUUGUUAAACUUUUAAGGUCUGUUAAGAGGGAAAUCCUUAAGCUGAUAGAAACAUUUUUAGACAAAGCUGAAAACCAGCCACACAUUGGAAAACAGUUUGUUCCACCAAUGAUGGAUCAAGUACUUGGCGACUAUGCAAGAAAUGUUCCUGAUGCCAGAGAAUCAGAAGUCUUAUCACUCUUUGCAACGAUAAUAAACAAGUACAAGGUUGUAAUGCAAGAUGAAGUUCUCCUCAUAUUUGAAGCUGUUUUCCAGUGCACAUUGGAGAUGAUUACUAAAAAUUUUGAAGAUUACCCAGAGCACCGCCUCAAGUUUUUCUCGUUACUUCGUGCUAUUGCCACAUUUUGUUUCCGUGCCUUGAUACAGUUGUCGAGCGAGCAACUGAAGCUAGUGAUGGAUUCAGUUAUCUGGGCAUUUAGGCAUACUGAAAGAAAUAUCGCUGAAACUGGGCUCAUUCUCUUGCUCGAGAUGCUGAAAAACUUCCAGAAAUCUGACAUCUGUAACCAAUUCUACCGAACAUACUUUCUGCAAAUUGAGCAAGAAGUAUUUGCUGUCUUGACCGAUACCUUCCAUAAGCCAGGGUUCAAGUUGCAUGUGUUGGUGCUGCAGCAUCUAUUUUCCCUGGUUGAGAGCGAUUCUUUGACGGAACCAUUGUGGGAUGCUGCAACGGUACCUCAUUCGUAUCCAAAUAAUGCAGCCUUUAUUCGUGAAUACACCAUCAAGCUUCUAAGCUCAUCAUUCCCCAACAUGACUACAACAGAGGUGACACAGUUUGUGAAUGGGCUAUACGAGACGAGAAGCGACGCUGGCAGGUUUAAGAAUAACAUACGUGACUUCCUUGUACAAUCCAAGGAAUUUUCUGCUCAGGAUAACAAAGAUUUGUAUGCUGAGGAAGCUGCAGCUCAAAUGGAGAGAGAGAGACAAAGAAUGCUUUCAAUUCCUGGACUUAUAGCUCCCAGCGAAAUUCAAGACGACAUGGUUGAUUCUUAAGUCUUGUCGUGUCUUUAGAAGAAGGCUAUAUUAUAGUAACCAAUGGAUGAAUUACGUUUUUUUUUUUUUCUGAUGAUAGUAAAAGGCUUUAAAAGAGUUUUGUUUUUCUUUGAGUAGUAGAUAGCUUCCUAAUCGAUUUUGAGAAAUGGAAAGCUUAGAAAUGAGAGAAAGUGUGCGUUUGGAUUUGGUGUAGCUUUCUACAUAACAGUUUUUGACUUGUCUAGCUAGUAUUCCUCUUCUUUUCGUAAGACUAUAUUAUUUGAUUCA
This is a messenger RNA of Camelina sativa (false flax), 1947 nucleotides long. NCBI's taxonomy places the organism in Eukaryota, Viridiplantae, Streptophyta, Magnoliopsida, Brassicales, Brassicaceae. The record is from RefSeq and is a predicted model, not a curated record.